AAUUGUUUUGCUUUUUUCCUGACUGAAGAGGGUAAAGCCAAAAUUGGAUUGGCCCAUCUCGCUACCCGUGAUAUUUACCUGCUUAGACUAUUUAUCACAACAAUCGGUUUGUUUCUUUGAAAGAAAGUUGUUUGGACAGGUCGAUUAGUGUGUUUAUCUACGAUGUCCGCAUCACCCGGUGACAGUCGUUAUCCCUUCGAAUCGCCAGAAAACAAAGAUGGUAAACCGCUGUACCCCAACACGGACAGCUUCCUGCCACUCGGGUUCAGCACCCCUCAACAGCAUCGAAACAGUGGACCCAGCUCCCACAGUCGGAACUACUACUCGGCUCAGCCCAAGUACAUGCUCCCGCGGCAACGAGGAUUCCACAACAAAAAUCGGAACGCUCAUUACCAGCAGCAGAGCAAUAAGAGUGGAUCCCCGGCUGACAACGAAGAACCUCCACCGACGGAGAGGAGAAAUUUCCAUAAUCGGCGUGACUGGCAGGGCCGGAACUUUAAUCAGAGGUCACAUAAUAAUCAACGGUACCACCAUCAGAAUCCACGGAACAAUCGUUUUGGGUUUGGCCACAAUCAGGGCAAAGACAACAACGGAAAGUACAACAUAAACGAUUACUUUCAUCCCUCGAUGUUGGAAGAUCCAUGGUUUCAGCUGGAGCAACAGAAGGAACGAACCAAAAUCGAGGACGGUAAUUCCAGCGAAAGCCCUGGCGGGGGAGCAGGAGGUGAUGGCAGCGAGGGGAGUGAAGAGUAAGAUGGUGCUGUUUUGCAUGUGAGCAUGAGAUUGAGCGGGGUCAAAAAAUAACGUUAUUAUACCUGUUUUGAUGAUCCAA
This is a messenger RNA of Armigeres subalbatus, 832 nucleotides long. RefSeq names its product GATA zinc finger domain-containing protein 14. NCBI's taxonomy places the organism in Eukaryota, Metazoa, Arthropoda, Insecta, Diptera, Culicidae. The transcript is spliced from 2 exons. The record is from RefSeq and is a predicted model, not a curated record. The coding region runs from base 163 to 753 and encodes 196 amino acids.